Molecule: messenger RNA, 4164 nt
Organism: Portunus trituberculatus (swimming crab)
Lineage: Eukaryota; Metazoa; Arthropoda; Malacostraca; Decapoda; Portunidae
Exons: 4
Coding region: 1-4164 (1387 amino acids)
Biological process (GO): DNA integration
Molecular function (GO): nucleic acid binding; zinc ion binding
Source: RefSeq, a predicted model, not a curated record
AUGGAGGAACAACGCCGGGAAGACAGAGCUGAGUUUCGUGCUCUGUUAACCAGCCUCACUUCUUCCCAGGGCGCGCCCGGUGCGGCUCCGACGAACCCCCAGACGCUUGGGAGUCCUGGCGGUGCACAGAGCGGCUCCGGUACCCACCCACCUGUGCAGAAAGCAGCUGUCACACCUCCGCCGCCACUGUCACACGACGUGACGUACCAAGUGUUUCGUGAGUGGAGGAGACGUUGGGAGGACUACGCGACGAUGAUCGACCUGCCCAGCCUGACGCUGCCUAAACAGAGGAUCCAGCUACGUAUGUGCCUCACUCUGGAGACGCAGAGGGUGUUAGAGCACACAUUACAGGUGUCGCCUACCUCUCUCAAGCCAGUUGAUGAAGUGCUUGACAUUCUCCAGGCUCAUAUACGUGACUCCAACAACGAGGCAUUGCGUCGGCGAGCCUUCACUAGCUGUCGGCAGGCGAGAGGCGAGCCCUUCUCCGAGUUUCUCGUCCGACUGAAGAGCCUGGCGGAGGAAUUCGACAUCUGUAAGGCUCACCACCUGGACUGUGAAGAGGCCUGGAUGAAGCACGGUAUCCUGACAGGCGUCCACGACGAGGAAUUGGUGACCAAGAUUGUGUCCCUCGACGCCGCCUCUACUCUUGCUGACGUCAUCAAUGUAUGCAGGGCCCACGAGGCGACGCGGUCAGCCGCCUCUGCCAUACGUGCCUCACCUACAGUGUCUGCUGUCUCAACGUAUAAACAGACGAAGAAAGCAUCACACAAACCUGGAGUCCCCCCUCGCCAACCUUCACCCACUCAUCGGGCGCCUACCUCCUGCAGCAGCUGCGGCAGGCGAGACCACGGCCCGAAGGGCUGCCCAGCAACAGGUGUUACGUGCAGAGGUUGUGGGAAGACUGGCCACUACGCUUUGAUGCCCAAGUGCCCAGCCAGGCAGUCUACGUGCACUGCUUGUAACCGUCUGGGGCACCUGGAGAAAGUCUGCAAGCAAACCAAGGCAAGGAGGUCUCAUGAGGGCCCACCUGAGGCCUCAUGUCAGUCUCCUAUCAGUACUCGUGAUGACCCGACACCUCCUCCUACUGUACGAGUGGAAGUGUUGCAUGACGGUCACUCUGGUGGUCUGGACUUCAUUCCCGACACUGGUGCCGACACGACGGUCAUCGGCCCACAGCACUUGAGAAUGUUGGGCAUCGACAGACAGGCUCUUGGUCCUCCUCCAUCCCUUGCCUACUACAACGCUGAUGGGACGAAGAUGUCUGCUGCCCUCGGUUCGCUCCAGGCCACACUAGUCUACGGCGAGCUGUCUUGUACGGGCUGGAUAGAUGUGCAGGGUUCGUGGAACACCCCACUUCUGUCCCGUGAACACUGUCGUGCUUUGGGGAUCGUGCCUCACGACUUCCCUGCUCAGAUUUUCUCAGCACGAGGCAGUGUCGCCAGUGUAAGGGAGGCGACAAACGCUCCAGCUCCACGUUCCAGCGUGCCUGCGUUACCUCUUCUCAGCACCACUUCCCCAGACGCAGCGAAGGAGUACUUCUUGAGGGAGUACCAGGAUGUCCUCUUGACAAAGGAUUCCACACAGGAUGCUCCACUCAAGCCGAUGUCUGGACCGCCGAUGAGGAUCCACUUACGAGACGACGCCCAGCCGUUUGCUGUCCACACGCCGAGGCUUAUUCCUUUGGCCUACAGGGACGCAGUGAAAGCUGAGCUGGACUCUAUGGUGGCACGAGGCGUUAUUGCUCCUGUUGGUGACGUCCCAUCUUAUUGGUGCCAUCCGAUGGUUGUUGUGCCGAAACCUGGUGGAGGUGUCAGGAUCACUACGGACCUGAGUAAGUUGAACGCACAAGUAUCUCGGCCUGCACACCCAUCACCCACGCCUUUUGCAGCCAUCCGGAGCGUCGAUGCCAGGGCACGCUACUUCACCACGAUUGACGCGUUGUGUGGAUAUUGGCAGAUACCCUUGCAUGAGGACGACCAGGCCCUGACUACGUUCAUCACUCCAUAUGGGCGCUUCAAGUACCUCCGAGGUCCCAUGGGUUUCGCAGCCACAGGCGACGCCUUCUGCCUCCGAGGAGACAUCGCGCUACAGGGAGUGCCACAGUGUGUCAAAGUCGUGGAUGACAUUCUCGUGUACGACGAGGAUUACUUCACACAUCUACGCCACGUUAACGACAUCUUGGCCAGAUGCCGAGCCCAUGGCAUCACUUUAAAUGCCAAGAAGUUUGUGCUGGCGGCUCCAUCAGUGUCCUUCUGCGGCUACAGGCUCUCCCAUGACGGCAUCGCAGCAGACCCUGACAAGGUUCGGGCCAUCACUGAGUUUGCUACGCCUGCUACGUUGACCGACCUUAGGUCCUUCAUGGGCCUUGUCAACCAGCUCGCCAGCUUCUCGCCCGACCUCGCUGCCACUGCUGCGCCUCUACGCCCACUUUUGAGCCCCAAGAAGUCGUUUGUGUGGACGCCCGACCAUGAGCAAGCCUUCCAACGUGUGAAGAUGGCCUUGGCCAGCCCACCAGUCCUAGCUGCCUUUGACCCUGCUCUCCCUACGACUCUGCAGACCGAUGCUUCCCGCCUGUAUGGGCUGGGUUAUGCCCUACUGCAGGACCACGGUGGUGGACAGCAGCGUCUCGUCCAGUGCGGCUCACGUUUCUUGACGGAUACAGAGACCCGAUAUGCGACGAUCGAGUUGGAGAUGUUAGCUGUCGUAUGGGCCAUGGGGAAGACCAAGUUCUACCUCACAGGAUUGCAACACUUUAACCUCGUCACCGAUCAUCGCCCUCUAGUUCCCAUCCUAAACAGCUACUCCCUUGACGCUAUAGAGAAUCCACGUCUACAACGCCUCAAGGAGAAGAUCGCCCCGUACAUCUUCACAGCUGUAUGGCGCCCGGGCAAGGAGUUGUGUAUCCCGGACGCUCUAUCUCGCUCUCCUGUUGGCUACCCAACGCAGGCUGACGAAGUCCUUGGCACUGAUACCGGCUUCCAAGUUAGGAGUAUCGCUACACUACGUGCGAUGGAGUCUCUUGCUCCGUUGGUGCCUCCUGAUGUUGCAGAAGCACCUCCUGGCAGUGACCUUGCCCUUGAGGAGCUUCGUAAGGUGGCAACCGAGGACCCCGAGUACGUCCAGCUCCUUCAUUUUGUGAAGAACGGAUUCCCUAUGGACAGGUACGCCCUCCCCAACGUGCUCCGCCCGUACUGGAAGUUACGGGAGGACCUCUACUGUGAUGAGGAUCUCGUCCUGUACGGUGCACGAGUGUUGGUGCCUACAGCUACGUCGCCGUGUCUUGGCCCGCCUGCACGACAGCCAUCGUGGUGUCGAAGCCACCAAGCGCCAUCGUCUGUCCGGCUGGCCUGUGGCGCUGAUACGACGUCUGCUGCCACCAUUCGCCACUUAGUCAUUGCAGAUCGUCUGUCCGGCUGGCCUGUCGUCGUGUCCUGUGGCGCUGAUACGACGUCUGCUGCCACCAUUCGCCACUUCCGCCGCCUCUUCAGGGACCUGGGUGUUCCUGUACGCCUGCGCACGGACGGUGGCCCACAGUUCGCCAGCCGGGAGUUUUCUACGUUCCUCGAGCGCUGGGGAGUCCGUCACGACACAUCGACGCCCCAUUACCCACAGUCUAACGGCCAUGCCGAGUCUGCAGUGAAGGCCGUGAAGCACUUCAUCCAGAAGGUGGCACCGUCUGGCAAUAUAGACUGUGAGGCGUUCGACAGGGGUCUCCUGGAGCUUCGGAACACCCCCAACCAGACGGGUCGCUCUCCAGCUCAAGUCCUAAACGGUGGCAGGCCAGGGACGAGUUGCGACCGUCGAGCUGCUGCCCGUCUCCGUGAUGCCACAAGUCGCUACGACGCUCACGCUCGGCCUCUUCCACCCCUGCAGCAAGGUGACGUGGUUCGGAUCCAGGACCCGACUACGCAGCGGUGGGACAAGGUUGGCACCAUCAUGGGCGUUGGCAGGUCACGGGAUUACCUGCUCAAGAUGCCCAGUGGCCGAGUGUGGUGGAGGAACAGGCGCUUCCUCCGCCCUGCUCCACCCCUAAACGCUUCUUCUACGAUGGAGGACGCCACUGCUCCCUUGGCGGCACCUGAUACGGUGGUGCCCCGCAGGUCGCCACGACUCCAGGAGAAGGCGUCCGCAGCUGCAGUCGCUCGAGUCCCUGUGGACUUCUGA